Molecule: messenger RNA, 531 nt
Organism: Cuscuta campestris
Lineage: Eukaryota; Viridiplantae; Streptophyta; Magnoliopsida; Solanales; Convolvulaceae
Source: the annotation of a GenBank genome assembly
UAAUACGCCGGCCAGUGAAUUUCGCACGGAGUCACCGGAGAAGCCAGCUAAUAACCAUUGAUGCCUGGCGGAGAUCAGAAUGGUUAAGCGCGAGCUAUCCAGUACUUUGAAAAACUUGAAGUUUAUGCAAAGGGCACCCAACAACAGAGAGGAGAAAGCUAAGGAGGCAGAAGAUGUCUUGCUUGAUGGUAUCUUCACUUCUUCGAGUGCUCCCAAAAGAUGGGGACAAGAAUAGCAAGUGGCUAGGUUUUUCCUUUGGCAAAAGUAUUCCAACCAAAAGGCGCGGGAAAAAUGAAUCAACGGGUGUUGUUAUUAUGGAAGGAGAUCCUCAUCCCGGGGCAAGAAGGAGCAGGAUGUCAUUUCAAAAUUUUAACCCUGUUAUUGAUGUGAGCAAAAGAAAUUAAAUGAAGAAGAGCUAGAGCCUAGCAAACUGGAAGCCUCUGAAACAUCUUCUGGAACUACAAGUGGAAUAGUUUCUAAUAGGUAACUUCAUGUCUUUAGGUUAACUACAAAUAUAAUUUGGUGAUUAUU